UAAAGAAAAGAUCGUUAUUUACCAGCAGCUAAAUAAUCAUGCAUUUCCAAAGUCAAUUAAUCUAUAAACUUACGUUGGGCACAUUUCUAAUGUUGUGGGCUCAAACCUCAGCAGAAGUGUUAAGGGAUGAAGCUUCUCUCAACAAUCUCUACAACAAUCUGCUACAACGUGAAUAUGCCGGACCGGUAGUUUUCCCCAACCACCAGGUCGAACGUAAAGCCCAGCGAUCACCUUCUCUUAGGUUACGUUUUGGUCGUCGCAGCGAUCCCGAUCUAUUCUCUCAAACUCCCGAAAAACGUUGGUUCGGUGAAGUCAACCAGAAACCUAUUAGAUCGCCUUCUUUAAGAUUACGUUUCGGUCGCCGCAGUGAUCCCUCUAUGCCCAUGCACAGUCCCUACGAUAUCCUAAUGAAUGGCCAACAGAUGCCCGAAAAUAAUGAUGACUACAAUGAGAUCUACGAUGCUUAUUAUAAUCGUGUCGUAAGGAAACCUCAACGUUUGAGGUUCGGACGUAGUCUACCAUUUCAAACAAUGAAUGCAGUCAAUGAAAAUGAUUUAUUAGAAUCAGGAGAUGAUAAUAACGAUAUGACUUUACCCAAUAGUGAAGAUGAAUUCUAUAAUACUUUGAUACAUUCGCAAAAGUUAAGAAAUCUAUUGAUGUCUUUGAAUAAGUAUGGUGCUGGUCAGUAUAAUGAGGGUAUUGAUACAGCGGAAGAGGAUAUGGAUGAAUUUGAAAGAGCCAUACGUAAACCAGGACCAUUGCGUUUACGUUGGGGUCGCAGCACUGGUGGACGGAGUUCAAUGUUAGACAAGGAGAUUAAGGGAAAAGAUGAAUUGGAACAGAAGAACAAAGUAUCGGAGGUGGUGAAUGAUGUAGUAGACAAAUCGGUUAAUCAGCAAAACAAAGACUAAAUUCUGACUUUACAGGUUAAGGAUUUUGAUUUUAAGGCAAAGUAAUGACUUCAAUUAAGGCAGACAUUUAUUAUUAUAUGUA
Lucilia cuprina (Australian sheep blowfly) is the source of this 993-nucleotide messenger RNA. It is a transcript of the gene sNPF, whose product is annotated as short neuropeptide F. The transcript is spliced from 4 exons. Bases 39 to 911 code for a protein of 290 amino acids. The record is from RefSeq and is a predicted model, not a curated record. NCBI's taxonomy places the organism in Eukaryota, Metazoa, Arthropoda, Insecta, Diptera, Calliphoridae.